Molecule: messenger RNA, 1695 nt
Organism: Penicillium riverlandense
Lineage: Eukaryota; Fungi; Ascomycota; Eurotiomycetes; Eurotiales; Aspergillaceae
Exons: 3
Coding region: 1-1695 (564 amino acids)
Biological process (GO): N-glycan processing
Cellular component (GO): glucosidase II complex
Source: RefSeq, a predicted model, not a curated record
AUGAGACUGAACCACCCGGUUUUACUGCUGGCUGUGGCCGGGUCUGCCGCUGCCAGCGACAAACUGGCUCGUCCCCCGGGGGUUGCCCAAUUUUACCAGGACACGACGACAUUCACCUGCAUCUCGCAUCCGUCGAUUAAGAUUCCCUUCUCUGCUGUCAAUGAUGAUUUCUGUGACUGUCCGGACGGCAGUGACGAGCCCGGCACCGCGGCCUGCUCUCAUCUGUCUCGCAACUCGCCAUUGACCGUGGCAGACCGGCCGGGAAACAGCGAAUUGGAGCUUACGCCCGCGCUUCCGGGAUUCUACUGUAAGAAUAAGGGUCAUCGGCCAUCGUACAUCCCCUUCCAACGGGUCAAUGACGGGAUCUGCGACUACGAACAGUGUUGCGAUGGUAGCGAUGAGUGGGCGCAGGUCGGAGGCACCAAAUGCCCGGACCGCUGCAAGGAGAUUGGCAAGAAGUGGCGGAAGGAAGAAGAGCAGCGCCAGAAGUCCAUAACCGCUGCUUUGAAAAAGAAGAAGGAACUCCUUGUUGACGCAGGGCGCCAGCAGAAGGAGAUCGAGGACAAUAUCAUCCGGCUGGAGGCGGAGAUCCAGGGCGCGGAAGUCAAGGUGCAGAACCUCGAGGCCGACUUGAAGACUGCCGAGGAGCGGGACCGCAAAAUCGUCCGCACUGGAAAGCAGAAGGGUUCUGGGAAGGUUAGCGCCCUGGCGGGCUUGGCUAAGGGCCGGGUAAAUGAGUUGCGUGAUGCUCUCAUCGAUGUCCGUCGCCAGCGGGACGAGACUCGGUCGCGCCUCAAGGAGCUCGAGGGCAUCCUGUCCACGUUCAAGGUCGAAUACAACCCCAACUUCAACGACGAGGGCGUGAAGCGUGCGGUGCGCGGCUGGGAAGAUUACGCCGCCCGGGAGAACUUGGAAGGCGAUGAUGUGAACAGUGCAGAGGAGCGUGAUCUGGACGAGAUUUCCAAAGCUGAUAGUGAGAACUCGGGCAUUCACUGGGAGCAUUGGGAGAAUGAGGUGGAUGGCAGCAGUAAUUCCGAUCUGGUCUACAAGCUCGCAGCCUAUCUCCCGCCAUCACUUGUCAGCUUCAUCGAAGGCAAAGUCACUUCAGUCAGGACAUUCCUCGAGGACCAGGGAAUCCUAGCACAGACCGAAGUAGACCCCUCUUCCGAGUCCAAGGCCGUGAAGGAGGCAAAAGCCGCCCUUAAAUCUGGCGAGGACUCGCUCCGGGAUCUCAGAAACAAGUUGCGUGACCACCAAGCCGACAUUGAAAAGGACUACGGCAAGGCAUCCAUCUUCCGCGCUCUCAAGGGUGUGUGCAUCCAGCAAGAUGCAGGCGAAUACACGUACGAGCACUGCUUCCUGGAAAACACGAAGCAGAACCAGCGAAAGGGCGGCUCGAGCAUGAACAUGGGCAAGUUCGUGAAGAUUGGAACCACGAGCGUCGAGGAGGUCAACGAGGCGGGCGAGAUGGUCUCUGUUGAGAAGGUCUCGCUCGAGUACGCGAAUGGUCAACACUGCUGGAACGGGCCGAAUCGUUCGACCAACGUCAUCUUGGAGUGUGGUGAGGAGAACGCAAUUCUGAAGACUAUGGAGGAUGAGAAGUGUGUCUACUCGAUGAUUGUGACGACACCGGCUGUCUGUGCUGGUGGUGAGGAGGAGGACGAUACUGCCCCUCGUCGUAAGGAUGAGCUGUGA